Phragmites australis (common reed) is the source of this 2271-nucleotide messenger RNA. Its product is annotated as protein FAR1-RELATED SEQUENCE 5-like. Gene Ontology annotation, molecular function: sequence-specific DNA binding; zinc ion binding. The record is from RefSeq and is a predicted model, not a curated record. The coding region runs from base 189 to 2249 and encodes 686 amino acids. The transcript has 4 exons. Gene Ontology annotation, biological process: regulation of DNA-templated transcription. Lineage: Eukaryota; Viridiplantae; Streptophyta; Magnoliopsida; Poales; Poaceae.
CCGCAUCGGAUCCCGCCGACCCCUCCCCUCCGACUCCCUGCGUCCGCUAGUCCCCCCGCGCUCCAAACCCUAACACCAAUCCGGAACAGCCGAAACAGUUCGCAAAAUUCGCUCGGAAUUUCUCUCCAAACUACUCCCGGUUCCUCCUCUGGGUGGUGAUGCAAUGAUGCACAUGCUGGUGGCCCCGGAUGGGGGCGGAGGGGAGCUGCAGCAGUACGCCGCGCCGCCGGCAGAGCAGGAGCUGGAGCUCCACCGCGACAACGCCGACGACGGCCUCGACGGCCACGUGCGAAACGGUUUUGGUUAAAGCGUGGUGUUUGAAUCUGUCAUUCAUUUAUUGUGAUUCGAUCAGGUGCCUGCGGUGUGGGAUAUCCGGCAAUGCAACGCCCCAUAUGCGGCGUGGCCCUGAUGGCCCAAGAACUCUUUGCAAUGCGUGUGGCAUUGCUUACAGGAAGGGGAAAAUGAGAAGAAUGAUAGAAGCUGAACCACCGAUAGAUGAGGCUGCGCUUGCGAAGCUGGUUCCAGAGGUUGGCAUGGAAUUUGAGAGUGAGGAAAAGGCAUACGAAUUCUACAAUAAAUAUGCUGGCCAUGUUGGCUUUAGUGUUCGGAAAAGUACAUCACACAAAUCUUCUGAAAAUAUUACCAAAGUAAGAACUUUUGUAUGCUCAAGAGAAGGUUACAAUAGGGAUAAAAAAUCAUUGGAAGCCAAGAAACCAAGGUUGGAUACACGAAUUGGUUGCCCAGCAAGGUUGAUUAUUAAAGUCACACUAGAUUGCAAAUAUAGAGUAACUGAUUUUAAAGCAGACCACAAUCAUCAGUUGGCCCCUCCUUCGACGAUGCAUAUGUUAAGGUCACAGAGGAUAUUAACAGAACUUCAGUCUGGAGAAGCAGAACUAUCAGAUGAUUCUGUAGUGACACCAACAACAAAAGCAACUGGUGAUCUUGUAGUGAGACAAAUUGGAUUCCUUCGAAGUAUCUCUCUCCUUCCAGCAGAUUACAAGAAUUAUCUCCGCUCCAAGCGUAUGAAAGCUAUGCAACCUGGUGAUGGUGGAGCGAUAUUGAAAUAUUUGCAGACAAUGCAAAUGGAUAACCCCUCUUUCUUUUACACUAUGCAGAUUGAUGAGGAUGACAAGCUGACCAACUUCUUUUGGGCAGACCCAAAAUCUAGAGAUGACUUCAACUACUUCAGUGAUGUGCUCUGUUUAGACUCAACAUACAAAAUAAAUGGAUAUGGCAGACCACUUGCAUUAUUCCUUGGUGUGAAUCAUCAUAAACAAACAACUAUUUUUGGUGCAGCUAUGCUUUAUGAUGAAUCAUUUGAGUCAUAUAAGUGGCUUUUUGAGAGUUUUAAGAUCGCCAUGCAUGGGAAACAGCCUGCUGUAGCUUUAGUAGAUCAAUCGAUUCCGCUGAGUAGUGCAAUGGCAGCAGCCUGGCCAAAUACUACUCAACGAAUUUGUGCUUGGCAUGUAUAUCAGAAUUCUCUUAAGCACCUCAAUCAUGUCUUCCAAGGUUCAAAGACAUUCACUAAGGACUUUAGCAAAUGUGUCUUUGGCUAUGAGGACGAGGAUGAAUUCUUGUUUGCAUGGAGAAGUAUGCUGGAAAAGUAUGAUCUUAGACAUAAUGAAUGGCUGUCUAAAUUGUUUGAUGAGAGGGAAAGAUGGGCCUUGGCAUAUGAUAGACAUAUAUUUUGUGCUGACAUCAUAAGUGCGCUUCAAGCCGAGAGUUUCAGUAGUGUUUUGAAGAAAUUCUUGAGUCCUCAGCAGGACCUGUUGUCCUUCUUCAAGCACUAUGAAAGAGCAGUAGAUGAACAUCGCUAUGCUGAACUGCAAGCUGACUUCCAAGCUAGUCAGAGCUAUCCAAGAAUACCCCCAGCCAAGAUGUUAAAGCAAACUGCUCAUACAUAUACACCAGUGGUGUUUGAGAUCUUUCGUAAAGAGUUUGAGCUAUUCAUGGACUCUGUGUUAUUCGGUUGUGGGCAAGUUGGGACUACCUCUGAGUACAAGGUUGCUCCAUCUGAGAAACCCAAGGAACACUUUGUUAGAUUUGAUUCAAGCGAUUGCUCCUGUGUCUGCACUUGUGGGAAGUUUGAGUUUAUGGGUAUCCCAUGUUGUCACAUGUUGAAGGUGCUGGAUUACCGAAAUAUCAAAGAGUUACCUCAAAAAUAUCUGCUGAAGCGAUGGAGAAGGACCGCCAAAUCUGCAAAUGAAGACAACCAAUGCAAUGCAGCAAAUGCUAAUGGUCAUCAUUGAAUGCCCCUGUUCCUCUGCAAAU